Molecule: messenger RNA, 1133 nt
Organism: Thelazia callipaeda (thelaziosis nematode)
Lineage: Eukaryota; Metazoa; Nematoda; Chromadorea; Rhabditida; Thelaziidae
Source: the annotation of a GenBank genome assembly
AUGGAGUCAGGUCAGGAUUGUUUGUCCUUAGCAAGCAGUAUAGAAUUAAAAGAUGCACUUGUUGAUACGAAAUGGUUCCAACCAGGUGAAACGCAUUCAAGCAAACCAACUGGUGAUAAGUGGAGCAAACGUAUAAAAGAAGCAGAAGCCAUAACUCUGGAAGAUUAUGUAGUUUCACGUCUCCCAUUUUACGCACGUUGGUAUGAAGCAUAUAAAGUUCGUUCUUUAAAUCAAAGACUUGAAAAAUUCGAAUUAGAUGAAAUAGAAUCAUUUGUAAAACAAAAACUGCAUAAAAUUACGGAUGUUAUCGCUGAUCAAGGAAGAAAACUGCGAUUAUUUUCAUCGAUAGCCAUAAAACCUAAUAAUGUGGAGAUCACGUAUAGAUCAAGUGAACUAAAGCGUAAAUAUGGAGCCACGUUAAUCUGCUGGCUAGACGAUGUCGCAGCGGGAUUGGACCAACCAUCAUCAGAAAUUAUUGAAAAACUCUUACACGGUUUUACACAGUUUAAGGCGGUAGAUCCACUGGCAAACUGGACAAAGCAAGGAAAUGAAUUCUAUUGUCGAAUGCUUGGAAGAAUAAAUACUUUCGCUUCUGAGAUGGCUACUAUGGUCAAUUAUUCCUUUAUCAUUGAACCUGGAACUAUUACUCCUCAUCUUUCGGAUUAUGUAGCAGAAUUCCGACAUUUGGAAACAUUUUUUGAGCGAAAUCCACUGACACCAGAAGAAAGUAAUCAGAGCGCUUUUAAUCGUAAUUGUAACAAAGUUAGAAAUAAAUUAACAGAAUGUGCGGAUAUCAGUCGUGUCAUAUUACAAUGUGACAAAUCAAGAGAUUCAUCGUUUUCUGAAAAGUUUGUGACUGGAAGUUCAUCAUGCUUUCUUAAUGCAGAAGAUUCUAUACAUGAAAAUAGCAACGAUUUUAUACACGCAUCUUACGUACGUGGUGGCCCAUUGCUUAAUACAUUUAUCUUGACGCAAGCGCCUCUUCUUUCAACUAUUGCUGAUUUCUGGCAAAUGGUUUGGCAAGAGCGUUCUCAUUAUAUUGUAAUGCUAUGCAAAGCUGUAGAUGUCAGUACGUUAGGUUUGCUAGAUGGAGCACUUCCAAACGUUUGUCCAUAUUACUGGCCGAGGUAAAU